Molecule: messenger RNA, 2010 nt
Organism: Mercenaria mercenaria
Lineage: Eukaryota; Metazoa; Mollusca; Bivalvia; Venerida; Veneridae
Product: dnaJ homolog subfamily C member 17-like
Exons: 10
Coding region: 101-1081 (326 amino acids)
Biological process (GO): spliceosomal complex disassembly
Cellular component (GO): spliceosomal complex
Molecular function (GO): RNA binding
Source: RefSeq, a predicted model, not a curated record
GGCGAACUCAACUCUUCACAAAGGAGAAUUACGACAAGACCGUCGUUUGUGUCGUUUUUUGUAUAUUUUUGUCAAAAAUAAAUUACUUCAAAAGCAUAAAAUGGCGAAAAAACUUGACAUUACAAAGGAAGAUUUGUAUGGCAUUCUUGGUGUGGAAGAAACUGCAACAGAAAAAGAGAUAACAAAGUCAUACAGGAAACAAGCCUUGAAAUGCCAUCCUGAUAAGAACCCUGAUAAUCCAAAAGCAGCGGAGCAGUUUCACAGAUUGACACAGGCCCUUGAAAUACUCACAGAUGCUGCUGCAAAGGCUGCCUAUGACAAGAUACUGAAAGCCCAAAAAGCUGCAUUGCUUCGACAGAAACAGUAUGAUUCUAAAAGAAAGAAAUUUAAAGAAGAUCUGGAAGCACGUGAGAGAGCAGCUGGAGAACAGAAGGAAGAUACUGCUGCUGAUGCUAGAAAACUACAAGCUGAGAUUGAGAGAUUACGAAAAGAGGGAAACAGAAUAUUACAGGAGACUCAAGAACAGUUGCGUAAAGAUUUAGAGGAAAAAGUUAAUAAACCUUCAGAUGAUGGAGUGGACAGUGAUGAUGCAGAAUCAAAUACAGUCAAAAUCAAGGCUAAAUGGAAAAUCAAGAAAGGUGAGAACAGGGAUGAAGGUUACACAAAACAGGAGUUAGAAGACAUCUUUUCUAAGUAUGGGGAAGUUUUGAACAUUGUGGUGUCGGUAAAGAAAUCAGGAACUGCCAUAAUAGAAUAUUCUUCACCUUACACUGCUGAUAUGGCUGUAAUGAAUGUUAAAGGAAAGGAAGAUUUUCCUCUGACUUUGUCAUGGUUGUCAGGGCAACCACCAGAAGACAGACUCUGUAACCAUGGUAAUCAGGAAACAGAUGACAGACAAAAAGCUGCAUCAGACACAAGUGCUCAUUCUUUCUCAGCUCCAAGUCAGAACUAUCAAUUCAGUGGUUUUGGGGCAGCUGACAGUAAAGACUUUGAGAGUGUAGUAUUAAUGAAGAUGAGGCAAGCAGAAGAACGAAAAAGAUUGAUAGAACAAAUGGAAAAAGAAGAUGAAGAAAAUGGAUGAACAUUUAUAUAUAUUAAAAUCUGUGAUUUUAUGCUUACUUUUAACUUGAUGUUUACCUCAGAAGUCAAAGAAAUAGGAAGCCUGAAUAGUUAUGAAAGAUUUGUAUGAACACAAAAAUACGAAGGAAUUUGGUCAAAGUAUGAAUACAUUACUGGGUAAUUUUCUUUUUAAAAGUGAUUUGUCUAGGUAAAAGUAUAUAGCUAUGAAUACUAGGUAUGCAGGGAUGAUAUGAAUACGUAAUGUAUAGCUUGAAAUGUUUUAACAUAAAGAAAACUGAUUAAAAAACUUAAUAACAUAUUGAUACAGUGGAAGUAUGCAUGCCGAAAGGAAGUGAAUUAAAUACAAGUUCUGUUUUGAUUUCUGACAUUAAGAAAGAUGAAAAAUGUGACAUUACUUAAAAGAGUGAGAUAACAAUCAGGGUAGGAAUUAACAUUAACUUGUUGAAACAUAAAUACAGAUUGUGUUGUAUAAAGUUGAUAAAUACCAAUACUGAUUUUGGUGGAAAAUUUAUAAAUAGUCCGUUUAUACAAAGUUUGAUGAACUGUAUAAUAUACAUAUAUAGAAAGAUUUAAUUUAUCUUUUUAACUGGUGUAUUGAAUGAAGGUGUUUAUACAGGUUCCAAGGUUAUAAAAGGUGAGUUUGGAGAGCAGUCUUAGAAUGCAGCCUUGCCAUUGGUCAAUUUCAAGACUGAGCUCAGUCAACUAGUCAGGUGCUGGAGUUUUGUGACUGGUCUCUAAAACUUUGUUUUAUAACCUUUGACCCUGACCCUUGUGUUUUAUAUAUACACCUGUUUAUUUAUGCUGAAGUGCAUUAUUGCCACCUUUGCAUCUUUGGAAGAACUAAAUUAGGAUUCAUUUACUUUGUAAAACAUCAUAUCAUUGAUCAUAUUAAUUUAUUUUGAAAAAUACAGAAAUGCCAGUGUCAAAGAA